This is a messenger RNA of Prorocentrum cordatum, 647 nucleotides long. The record is from the annotation of a GenBank genome assembly. Lineage: Eukaryota; Dinophyceae; Prorocentrales; Prorocentraceae.
AUGGAAAGGCUGCGUCCGACCGUGGACUUCGAGGCCAAUGUCGCCAGGGCGGCCACGAGGAUCGCGGUCGGCUGCACGGCGCUGGUCGGCAGCAACAUGGGUGCCAUUUCUGGACGUGCCGGCCUGUCCGCGAUGUGGGGCCCGGCCCAGCGGCCUCCUCCGCUGCAUCCUCUGCUGCAGCGUCGCCUCUCCCGUGACUGCUCGUCCCCGGGCACGGUGCAGCCCCUGAGGCACGGGCACGAGGGCAGCCCUCGCUCCAGCGCGCGGGAGCGGCCGCUGCGCGGGCGGCCGCGCUGCCCUGCGCUGCCGAGCGCCACGAGGUGCCGCUGCACGCGCCGUCGGACGACGGGAAGCAGCGCAGGAGAGGCCCCAAGUACCACGUGCGCCCUGGCGGCUCCCGGCCCGCUGGCGCGCCCAGCGGCGGCGGCGCCGAGCACGGCGCGCAGGCCGCGCGGAAGGCCGCCGUGGCGGCGAAGCCCGAGCAGUACGUGGUGCUGGAGUUCCGCACGGAACCGCGAACCGUGCCGGCGACGCGCGCGGCGGCGAACGGCAAGGUGGGCCGCACUCAGGCGCUGCGGUUCCGGCCGAGUUCGAGAGGCCAGGGCUCCGCCCCUGGCGCGGAGCAGGCCUGGGCCCUGGAGCGCAAG